Molecule: messenger RNA, 1073 nt
Organism: Poecilia latipinna (sailfin molly)
Lineage: Eukaryota; Metazoa; Chordata; Actinopteri; Cyprinodontiformes; Poeciliidae
Gene: alkbh6
Product: alkB homolog 6
Exons: 2
Coding region: 86-901 (271 amino acids)
Cellular component (GO): nucleus
Source: RefSeq, a predicted model, not a curated record
GUGAGCUGGAAAAGUUUAGAAACCUACCGCUUCACCAUUAAACUAUUAAAACAACGCGAGAAAAUACGGAGUAGCCCUGUCGGAAAUGUAUCCACCAGCGUUUCCCACCGGACACUUUAUGUGGUUACACACAGAUGGAGAGCACCAGUUUGGCUCUUUGGAUAUAAACUGUAUUUUUUUUAUCGAGUACUGUGCAGGAGACAUGGAGCGGCCAUCUUGUGUUGUGGGAGAUUUGAAGCAGUUUGUUGUCAAUGAAGCUCCACAAACUGCGUUUUACAUCCCAGAUUUCAUAUCAGAGGAAGAGGAGUCCUUCCUCCUGCAGCAGGUGUACAAGUCCCCCAAAACCAAAUGGACCCAGCUGUCCAGCCGCCGGCUCCAGAACUGGGGCGGCCUGCCGCACCCCAAAGGCAUGCUGACCGAGACGCUUCCUGACUGGCUCCAGAGCUGCUGUGAGAAAGUCUCGUCUCUCGGAGUGUUCGGUGGGAAAAUGGCCAACCACGUGUUGGUGAACGAGUACAAGCCGGGCGAAGGCAUCAUGGCCCACGAGGACGGCCCGCUGUACCACCCCACGGUCAGCACCAUCAACCUGGGCUCACACACCCUUCUGGACUUCUACCGGCCCGUCUGCAGCCAGGACGGGCCGCAGACCCAGCAGAGCCGCUACCUGCUGUCCCUCCUGCUGAGGCCGCGCAGCCUGCUGAUCCUGCAGGACGACAUGUACCGUCAGCUGCUGCACGGCAUCCAGAACCGGGACCGGGACCCGCUGACGGACCGGGUGGCCAACCUGUCUGCUGCCGGGGCGCGGCCCGGGGAGACGCUGAGCAGGGGAACCAGGGUGUCGCUCACCAUCAGACACGUUCCCAAAGUGAUCAGAACCAGGAUGGUUCUGGGAAGGAAAUGACCCGACCAGAUCAGAACCAAGCCAGAACCACAGCUGGAAGAGUCUCAUGAUGAAUGCUGUGGUCUGAAUUAUUAUUACUAUUACUGCAGGAACAACAUUCCUAUGUGAUUUUUAAAAAAAUUAUCUAUUCAAAUAUUAAUAAAACUCAAUGAUGGGCAUCGCUAACUGAAAA